Messenger RNA from Meloidogyne enterolobii, 342 nucleotides. NCBI's taxonomy places the organism in Eukaryota, Metazoa, Nematoda, Chromadorea, Rhabditida, Meloidogynidae. The record is from the annotation of a GenBank genome assembly.
UACAUUAAAAUAUUUUGCAAAUUUAAUAAUUGCUUAAUGGGAAAAUUAAAAGAGAAAACAACAUCAACUUCUGGAUCACCAGUCAAAGGCCAUCAAUAUCAAUCUACAAGUCAAGCUGAGUCACUUCAAAAAACAAAAAAGAGGAAACACGAGGGCGUUUCUACUGAUAACAACAAUUUAAUCCCUUCUACAAGUGCAAUUAAGCAACCUAAGAAAGAACCAGAAGUCGUCGAAUGCUUGGAUUCUGAUGAUGAGGAGCCUGAUGGUUCUGUAACUUCAAAUACUCCGACAGUCAAUGUUAUGCCGAAGGAUAUGUAUUGCUUUUGCAAGGUUAUUUUUUAA